Messenger RNA from Wickerhamiella sorbophila, 1971 nucleotides. Its product is annotated as Protein disulfide-isomerase MPD1. The coding region runs from base 1 to 1971 and encodes 656 amino acids. Gene Ontology annotation, molecular function: protein disulfide isomerase activity; protein-disulfide reductase activity. The record is from RefSeq and is a predicted model, not a curated record. Gene Ontology annotation, cellular component: endoplasmic reticulum lumen. Gene Ontology annotation, biological process: response to endoplasmic reticulum stress. The transcript has a single exon. NCBI's taxonomy places the organism in Eukaryota, Fungi, Ascomycota, Dipodascomycetes, Dipodascales, Trichomonascaceae.
AUGUACUUUAGUGGUUUAUUCUUGAGUUUGCUUUGGCUGACCGGCGCGGUUGAGGCCGGAUGGUUUUCCAAAAGUAAGGUGCGCGAGAUUUCCGCGAGAAAUUUCAAUGCAGACGUCAUUAAGAGCGGGAACGUCUCUAUGGUGCUCUUCUAUGAGCCAUGGUGUCCUCACUGCAAGGAUACUGCUCCUGAGCUGAAGAAGUCCGCCAAGGCUCUCCAAGGAUUGGUGAAUGUUUUUGCUGUCAAUUGCCAGUUGGAUGUGAACAAAGAACUCUGUGUUAGCCAAAAGAUCGAGAAACUGCCGACCAUCAAGGCCUUCCAGCCCGCAAAGUUGACUGACGUUGAUUUCAAGGACGUCGUUGAAGGCAAACCUCUCAAGCUUAAGAAACCGCGCGUAUUCAGCUACAAUGGACAGCGUGAGGCCAAGGCUUUCAACAAGUUCGCGACCUCCAAAAUCCGCAAUUAUGCUGCCUCCCUCGCCAACGAGAACGCUAUCAGCUGGUUCAAACUGAACAAGAUCCCUCGUGUCAUUAUGUUGCCUGGCAGUAAAUACAAGUCGAAGUCCAUUGCCCCUCUUUUCAAGGUUUUGUCCAACGAUUACUUUGGUAAACUGCGCUUCGCUUAUGUCCCCCGACGUGUUGAUGGUGCGUGGAGUUUGCUGGGCUUGCCGGCAGUCGAGCAGUCCCAGCUGGUGUACAUGUCCGACGAUAAAGAGCCUGUUGUCUAUCUGGGUGAUCUCCACAAGCGUGCUGUCAAGAAGUUCAUUGAUGAGCAGUACAGUCUUGAGAUGACUCGUCGUCAACAGCGCGAUUUGCCGUUGGUCCCUGAUCGUGAGGAAGCUGCCAAUGGUCUCGAAUGGAUAAUUGAGGAUGCCCAAGAGGAAGAAAUGGAGCACGUCAAGUCUGCCCGUGAGGAGAUUGAGGCCGAUCAUAUUUACGUCAAGCUCUCCCAGGCCCAAGCUGAAGAAGAACUCCGUAAGGAGCGUGCCGAAGCCGCCGGUAAAAAGUACGUUCCGCGUGAAAUCAACGAAGAGAAGAUUCGGUCUGAGCUCGAAGAGAAGCGCUCUUCACUCUCGGCUGAAGUUUCAGUCGCCAAGGCUAAAGCGACCGCCGAAGCUUUGGGUCUCAAAGAAGGCGAAGAGAUUACUGAGGAACAACGCAUCAUUCUUGAUGGUGAGGUUGCAGAAGAAUUUGUCUAUGACGGCCCUCUGGAUGACACUGCCGAGGCACUGCCUGUAGAAGAUGUUGAAGUCGACGAGGAAGCUGCUAACAUCGAUGACUCUGAUGAUGCUCAGGAAUCCGUUGAUGCUAUGCUUGACGAAAUCGAUAUCGACCUCUUGCCUAACGAGGUUGUUGAAGAAGGCCCCGAGGCUAUUUCGUCCUACCAGGCUAAGAUGCUCUCGCUGCAAGCCGCUCAGAGCAAGUCUGCGUCCGGCGCUGCAAAACCCAAGGUGACUCCAUCUGCCAAACAACGCAAGCACGAUUACCUUGAGUCCAUUAGUGACGUUGUCCGCAACUGCAUUCGAUCUAACAAACUUUGCCUUCUCAUGGCUACCAAUCAAGAGUUUGCCGAUGACGACAAGCAGAAGCUGUUGAUUGCCCGCUCCAAGAUCUCUGGCAUCACAAAUGAGAAGCUUAUUUUCAACUACUUCCGUUACGACGACAGUGAGGAGCUGAAGGGUAUGUACGAUAAGCUUGGCUUCAAACCCCAAUAUUUCCGCAUUUCUCGUACCGACAAGAAAACCGAGGUUCCUCAGGCUAUGGUCGCGAUUUUCGACUAUGAAAAGGGUAAAAUGGCUCACAUGACUGCCGAAUACACAGACGCACACAUCAUCAAACUCAUCGUCGACUACUUUAAUAAAAAAGUUACAACUGCGCCCAUCCCCAAGGAAUAUCGCCUUAUGGUCACCAAAGAGGAUAUUGAGCUGCUGGGUACUCUUGACGACGAGGAAGAGGGUCAUGACGAGCUUUAA